UUUUGGGUGCAUGCCAGAGGUCCGGAGAGGGGAGGGGAACCGUCUAGUUUCCGGUUUUGGGCUGGAAUUGACACACAAUGAGGAGUCGGGAGCAGCCGCUCAAAAGCCUUCUGUAAAUAAACAGGACCUUCAUCAGGCCGGCGAACUAUGGAGAAUCAGUGCACGGUUCAGGUAAAGCUUGAGCUGGGUCACAGGGCCCAGCUGAGGAAGAAGGUGACAUCAGAGGGCUUCACCCACGACUGGAUGGUGUUUGUGCGAGGCCCUGAGAACAGUGACAUUCAGCACUUUGUGGAUAAAGUCGUCUUCCGGCUGCACGAGAGCUUUCCGAAACCCAAGAGAGUGUGUAAGGAGCCACAAUACAAGGUUGAGGAGUCGGGAUAUGCUGGUUUUCUAAUGCCCAUAGAGGUCUACUUCAAAAACAAGGAGGAGCCAAAGAAGGUGUGCUUUAAUUACGACCUCUUCCUUAACCUGGAGGGAAACCCACCUGUCAAUCACCUGCGCUGUGAGAAACUAACCUUCAAUAACCCCACUCGUGACUUCCGUCGCAAGCUAGUCAAGGCUGGAGGGAUCAUGGUGGUCCCAGAGGGGGCAGAGGUGGUCCCCAGACCCAGCCCGGAUUACCCCAUGCUUCCAACCAUCCCACUCUCUGCUUUUUCUGACCCUAAGAAGAGCAAGACUUCACAAGGAUCAAAGGAGCCUAGUAAAGAGGGAAGCAAAGUGUCCAAAUCCCACAAAAUGGGCAAGGAGCAUCGAGCGCGGCCACGAAAAGACUCUGAGAGCAAAGCCACAUCCAAAGUGGACGUUGAACGGGACGGCAGCAGCAAAACUAGCCGUGACCCUUCCUCAUCUUCAUCUUCAUCCUCCAAGAAAACAGAGAUCAAAGUGAAAGACGAGAACAAAGUCGUGCCCAAAGCUGCUUUCAAGGAGCCCAAAAACACGCUGAAGGAGUCCAAAAUGGAAGGCAUGUCUCCUAAAGGAGGGGGGGCGGGGGGUGCGGGCGGUGGAGCGGCCGAUGGAAAAGCACCCAGCAAACGACCUUCCAAUGCGGAGUCACCCAAACCUAGUGUCAAGAAGCCAAAGAAGGGGGGUUCAGAGGGGUCAAAAGGUUCCAGCAGUGGGGGGUUCACCGGCACCUCCCCCCGAACCGCGUCUUCCUCCAUGGCCUCCUCGGGAUAUGCUGAAAAGAAGGCCUCUAAAGAGAAGGGCCGCUGGGCCAAGAGCAAGUCAGAUGCCCAGGAGGUCAAGGAGUCCAAGAAGCCUCCAGAAUCCGAUGACUCCAACUCAGAUGAUGAGGCCUCGUCUAAGUCUGAGCAGUCAGCACCUUCCAGCCCGUCUAAUUCCAGCUCCAGCUCAGAGUCCAGCUCCGAUUCAGACUUUGAGCCACAGCAGAAACAAGGCCAAGGCCCGUUGAGCUUUAUGGUGAAGGACCUCCAGUCGGAGGAGUCUGAUGAUGACGAUAGCAGCUCAGACGAAGAGACGCCAGUCAAGAACAACCUGCCCAGUCGAGACUCCAGGCUGAGCUUAGACAGCGAGAGUGACUGCAGUGACGGGCCGCAGCGUCCCAGUCGAGACCCACCACCCCAGCCACCGAAACACAGCACCACCACCACCAACAACAACAACAAGGUGUCAGGCAGAAAGAGUCCAGACCCUUGUUUACGACAAGAAAAGGUCCUGAAGAAGGGAUACGACAAGGUAGGAAGGGCAUACACUGAAGAGCUGGUAGACCUUCAUCGCAGGCUGAUGGCGUUAAGAGAGCGUAACGUUCUACAGCAGAUCGUGAACCUCAUCGAGGAGACCGGCCACUUUAAUGUCACCAACACAACUUUUGACUUUGACCUUUUUUCGUUGGAUGAGUCAACUGUCCGUAAACUACAGAGCUACCUGGAGGCCACCGCCACAUGACAGGAAGUCCAUCAAGACUGGGGGAGGGGGGAGGGCUGUCCUUUUUCGCUUCUUUUGUCCUGAGAGAGGGCUGCAAAAGGUGAAGUUCUGUUCACAGGAAAUGAAAACAGUGGGAAAUCAUGAAAAGGAGUGAAACGUACAGUAUUUUGAGAAGGAAGUGCAGCUAUGUACCAACACUACAACACUUCUUCUCUUCUUAACGGGGCCAGAACUGCUAGAGGGUCACAUUAGAAUCAGCCGCAAAGAA
Molecule: messenger RNA, 2152 nt
Organism: Cyprinus carpio (common carp)
Lineage: Eukaryota; Metazoa; Chordata; Actinopteri; Cypriniformes; Cyprinidae
Product: protein ENL-like
Biological process (GO): regulation of DNA-templated transcription
Cellular component (GO): super elongation complex
Source: RefSeq, a predicted model, not a curated record